GUACAGUGUUGUGUUCGCUCAUGGACCUUUAGAAACUUCCAUACAUUCGUAUCCAGGCUUUAUUUUGGAGUAAUUUAUUAUAUAAUUAAUCUAAUCAACCUUGAGCUCAAUUAAUUUUUUUUAUAUGUAUAGAUGAUCGCUUUAACAGUUGUUUUUAUAUUUUCAAAAUAAUAAAUAAUUGUUGUUAUUUAAUUAUUUUUUAAUGUGUUCGAGCCUUUGUAAUCUUAAUUGAUUCAUUAGUGAUAAUAUCAUUUAAAUACCCUAAUAAUUAAAGAAUCAUGAUUAUUUAUAUGAUGAGAAAAUAGAUAUAUUUGUGUAUGAGUGAUUGAAUAAUAAGCACCAAUAUAUAUAUAUACAAUAAGCAAUAAAAUGUCUGGAUUAUUCAAGAUAUUGUUAAACAGUGCAACGUUAUGGAUAUAUCUGGAAGCAAUUUGGUAUUUUUUUAUCAAUAUAGUGUACUAUUUUUCAAUUCCACGAAUUAUAUGGGGUUCCCUUAUUAUUGUUGUUUUAAUGUGGUUUAUUAAGAAUCCACCUCCUAAUCCAAAAAUUGUUAAUCAAGUACUGGGUGUGGACCCUUUUACUUUACAAAAGGAUGAACUAACCAGUGAAAGUUUCAGUAAUGGUGAAUCAUUUUGCAUGAAAGUAAUUGCCCACCGAGGUGGGGGAUACGAUUAUCCAGAAAACAGCCUUUCAGCCUUCGACAAUAGUAAGAGAAGAGGUUGCAAUACAGUGGAGUUUGAUCUUUCACUUACAAAAGACAAAGUUCCCAUUGUUUUUCAUGAUUCAACAAUUGAUCGACUUACUGGAAAGAGUGGAGUUGUUAAAGAUAUGACAUGGGAUGAAUUAAAACAAUUAGACAUCAGCUAUAAUCAUCCUUUAAAGGAAAAAUUCGAAAAGACUGAAACAAUUUUACAUUUUAAUGAAGCAAUUGAACAAUGUUUAAAUUUAAAUCUUCAUUUAUUUAUUGAUAUAAAAGAUCCAAGUCUGGAAAUAGCAAACAUAAUAAUUGAUGCUUAUAAAAAAAAUCCGAAACUAUACGAAAAAGCUAUUGUUACUAGCUUUCAUCCAUUUAUAGUAUAUUUAAUCAGAAGGCGAGAGCCAAAAAUUAUAGCAAGUUUAUCGUACAAACCAAACUGUUUUUCAACUUUUUUAUAUGAAACAUUUGAUAAUAUGUAUGGGCCCAUUAUAUCUAAAGUUCCAUUUAAAUACUCAUUAGUAAAAUUGUUUGAUGUUUUUUAUGAGUGGGCUUUAUCUCGAUUUACAUAUUUUAUACUUGGAAUUUCAGUUAUUUUGCUACACAAAGAUAAUAUUAGCACGAAAGUAGUAGAGAAAUGGCACUCUCGAGGAGUUCGAGUAAUUGCUUGGAGUGUUAACUUACCAUCAGAAAAAUUAUAUUUUUCAAAAACUUUAAAAGUCACAUAUCUUACAGACACUUUAUUGAGUGAAAAAAUUACAUAAUUAUUUUUGACAGUAAUUUUCUUAUAUUUUUGAUUCAUAAGCUUGAAACAAUUGCUAACAAAAUGACACAAUUUCUUAUUUCAGUAUUAAUAAGUACCUUAGUAUGUAUGCAUGAAAAAUUAAUUUUAUAUUCAUAAUUUUAUAUUAUAUCUAGUCCAAACCAAUUUUAAUAUAAAAAAAUAUCAAAUA
This is a messenger RNA of Chelonus insularis, 1647 nucleotides long. RefSeq names its product glycerophosphodiester phosphodiesterase 1. The transcript has 5 exons. Lineage: Eukaryota; Metazoa; Arthropoda; Insecta; Hymenoptera; Braconidae. The coding region runs from base 370 to 1458 and encodes 362 amino acids. Gene Ontology annotation, molecular function: glycerophosphodiester phosphodiesterase activity. The record is from RefSeq and is a predicted model, not a curated record. Gene Ontology annotation, biological process: phospholipid metabolic process; ethanolamine metabolic process; N-acylethanolamine metabolic process. Gene Ontology annotation, cellular component: plasma membrane.